Messenger RNA from Penicillium diatomitis, 207 nucleotides. RefSeq lists its product as uncharacterized. NCBI's taxonomy places the organism in Eukaryota, Fungi, Ascomycota, Eurotiomycetes, Eurotiales, Aspergillaceae. The coding region runs from base 1 to 207 and encodes 68 amino acids. The transcript has a single exon. The record is from RefSeq and is a predicted model, not a curated record.
AUGGCGAUGGAACCGAGCGAGACUCAGAUUUUGAUAUUUGGUGGACAGCAGCAGAAGACGGGAGCGAUCCAACGGCCGACGGGUUGUUGUGCUGCGGGAGACCACAGUCUUCACGAAGCCGAGAAUGGCAGGAAUUGGAUUGCAUCAACUCUUCGGAAUGGCGACGGCGGGAAGACUCCUCAUCUAUCAGAGGCCCGAGGCCCGUAA